This is a messenger RNA of Electrophorus electricus (electric eel), 4925 nucleotides long. It is a transcript of the gene pkn2a, whose product is annotated as protein kinase N2a. The record is from RefSeq and is a predicted model, not a curated record. Gene Ontology annotation, biological process: signal transduction; protein phosphorylation. Gene Ontology annotation, molecular function: small GTPase binding; ATP binding; protein serine/threonine kinase activity. NCBI's taxonomy places the organism in Eukaryota, Metazoa, Chordata, Actinopteri, Gymnotiformes, Gymnotidae.
CCGCCUUCCCCCUUUAACAUCUAUGGGACAGCUCUUUUUCGGUAACAUAUGUGCAGAUUACGUACACUCUUCGCCAGUGUAUUCCAGUUAUUGGAGUACGUUUAAAGUUAGGCCAUGGGACAUUUCGGAUAUUGUGGUGUAUCCAUGGUUUCGGUACCGAAUACAGACCUGGUGUUUAUUGCUUGAGACGAAAACACAAGCUUGUUUUUCGACUCUCACCUCCCCUUCCCCGUAGAGUUUGAUUCAAAUUUGAGAGCCAAGAUGGCCGCCGAUCCCAUGCAGGGGGAUCUCAGGGGGCAUAUGGUCUCGGAACGGCUCGGCCUCGGCCACAACCUGGACCUCUCAGACACCAUGGUGCAGCAGAAGCUGGACGAGAUCCGUGAGCAGAUCAAGCGCGAGAUCCGCAAGGAGCUGAAGAUUAAGGAGGGUGCAGAGAAUCUGCGCAAGGUCACCACAGAUAAGAAGAGGCUCGCUUAUGUUGACAACAUGCUGAAGAAGUCCAACAAGAAGGUGGAGGAACUGCACCAGGAGCUGCAGGAACUCAAUGCACAUAUUGUCGUAAAGGAUCCAGAAGAUGUGCUCUUAGAGUGCCCUCUAACGCCGGAUACCCCCAACGGUGAGGCCAGAACAUACAGUGGCAGCAGCCGUCUGGCAGCCCUGAAGAAACAGAUCGAUAUCGAGCUCAAAGUGAAACAGGGGGCAGAAAACAUGAUCCAGAUGUAUUCGAAUGGUUCCUCAAAGGACCGUAAGCUACUGGCCGCUGCCCAGCAGAUGCUUCAGGACAGUAAGAUGAAGAUCGAGUUCAUUCGCAUGCAGAUCCUCAAGGCAAGCCAGCAUCAUGAGCUCAGCUUCGACAACAAUGACGUCAUCGCCAAGCCCAUCAUCAGUCCCCUGGACCUGCGGGUGGAGGAGCUCUGUCACCAUGCCCGCAUUGAGCAUGCAGUUGCAGAGGGCGCCAAAAACGUCAUGAAGCUCCUGGGAUCGGGCAAACUGGCCGAGAAGAAGACUCACUCCGAGGCCCAAGCUCGCUUUAAUGAAUCCAGCCAGAAGCUGGACUUGCUGAAGUAUUCCCUGGAGCAGAGGCUUUGUGAGCUCCCUAAACACCACCCCAAGAGCAGCAUCAUCGUGGAAGAGCUAGCUCUAAUGUCCUCUCCUGCCCUCAGCCCCCGCCAGAGCCUCAUCUCACCCCAGAACCAGUACAGCACAGUGGCCAAGCCUGCUGCUCUCACAGGCACACUCGAUGUGCGGCUAAUGGGCUGCCAGGACCUGCUGGAGAGUGUUCCGGGCCGAUCCAAGGCCACCACAGUGUCCCUGCCCGGCUGGAGCCCGAGUGACACGCGCUCCUCCUUCAUGAGCCGUGGGAGCCGUAGCCGAGGAACGAGCAGUCGCAGCCUUUCCAAAACAGAUGACCUGUCCAAUGAGAUCAGCGCUGUACUGAAGCUGGACAACACGGUGGUGGGACAGACCAGCUGGAAACCUGUCAGCAAUCAAUCAUGGGACCAGAAGUUUACGCUAGAGCUUGACCGGUCUAGGGAGCUGGAGAUUUCUGUGUACUGGAGGGACUGGCGCUCUCUCUGUGCUGUGAAGUUCCUGAGGCUGGAGGAUUUCCUGGACAACCAGCGUCAUGGCAUGUGUCUGUACCUGGAGCCCCAGGGGACUCUGUUUGCUGAGGUUACUUUUUUCAACCCUGUCAUUGAGAGAAGAACCAAACUCCAGAGACAAAAGAAGAUUUUUUCAAAGCAACAAGGGAAGACAUUCCCGAGGGCUCCACAGAUGAACAUCAACAUAGCCACAUGGGGCCGGCUGGUGAGGAGAGCCAUCCCCUCCGUCAGCAACUCCUUCAGCCCUCAGCAGAUCCCUGAGCUGGCCACAGAAAGCAGCCGUAGCAGUCAGCCCACUUCACCCACCCUCACCAGUGACCCGACGGUGACUAAGCUGAACUUUGAUAAAGACCACACGCCUGGCACGAAGCAUUACUCACUGGUCAGCAUGAGAGAGACGCUCCCGGAACAGAAGAGCCCGAACAAAGAACAAGGCCAGGAUGCCCUGAGCACGUUUGGCUUCCUAAACAACAGGAACAGUAUGGUGGUAAAACCUGACCUCAAAGAUGUCGCAGGGCAUGAGAUUCAGCCACCCGGGUUGGAGAUUAUAGCUGUACAAAAGAACACGGAUAUAAGUUCUAGGGAAGAGGUAGAAGAUGAGGAAGAGGAGGAGCAGUUUCACUUCAGCCUCAGAGACUUUAAAUGUAUUGCAGUGUUAGGUCGCGGACAUUUUGGAAAGGUCUUAUUGGCAGAGUACAGCAACACAGGAGAAAUGUUUGCAAUCAAGGCCCUGAAGAAAGGAGACAUUGUGGCUCGGGAUGAAGUUGACAGUCUAAUGUGUGAGAAGAGGAUCUUUGAGACUGUGAAUAGUGUUCGGCACCCCUUCCUGGUCAACCUGUUCGCCUGCUUCCAGACCAAGGAGCAUGUUUGCUUUGUGAUGGAGUAUGCAGCAGGAGGGGACCUCAUGAUGCACAUACACGCUGACGUGUUCUCAGAGCCACGUGCCACGUUUUAUGCUGCUUGCGUUGUCAUGGGAUUACAGUUUUUACAUGAACACAAGAUUGUGUACAGAGAUUUGAAGCUGGAUAACUUAUUGCUGGACACAGAAGGCUAUGUUAAAAUCGCUGAUUUUGGUCUUUGCAAAGAGGGAAUGGGCUUCCGGGACAGGACAAGCACAUUCUGUGGCACACCAGAGUUCCUCGCUCCCGAGGUCCUCACGGAGACAUCGUACACGCGUGCAGUGGACUGGUGGGGGCUGGGUGUGCUCAUUUUCGAGAUGCUGGUUGGUGAGUCUCCUUUCCCCGGUGAUGAUGAAGAAGAGGUGUUUGACAGCAUUGUGAAUGAUGAAGUCCGCUACCCAAGGUUCCUCUCAACCGAGGCCAUCUCUAUUAUGAGGAGGCUCUUAAGGAGGAACCCAGAGCGGCGACUGGGAGCAGGAGAGCGCGAUGCUGAGGAAGUAAAGAAGCAUCUGUUCUUCCGACAUAUCGACUGGAAUGGAUUACUGGCUAAGAAAGUGAAACCGCCUUUCGUGCCAACCAUUCAGGGUGCCAGUGAUGUCAGUAACUUUGAUGAAGAAUUCACGUCUGAGGCGCCGGUCCUGACCCCACCCAGGGAACCACGCCUCCUCAGCCGUGAGGAGCAGGGCAUGUUUGCCGACUUCGACUAUAUCGCAGACUGGUGUUAGCCACAUUGUCCUGAUUCCCUUCCCUCUACAAAAAAACCAAAACUGUGAAUGUAGCCCUGUAUCACUUUGCUGUUACUUCAUGACAUUUUAGAGAGACAUUCUUAAAGCCCAGUAUUUUUAAAUACUAUAGAGCAAAGUGCUACUCAACAUUCAGAGUUGGAAGAUGUAUCUCUUCAGAUCAGUAUCUCCUGAUUUUUACAGGAGUUUCACACCCCAGACCAUAAAGAAAUUAUGGGCCUAACUCAGUUGUUACCACUUCAGACAUCAGCAUUAAUACCUAAAAUAUUAAUUGUGAGAGGUUUCUCCUCCUUGUACCUAUUGCUUUACUUGGUGAGAAGCUCUUGCUACAAUGCAUUAAUGCACUAUAGGCCAGUUUCUGAGGCCUGGAAUAAGACUCAAUCUAGACUAAAAAGAAUUUCCAAUUUUGAUUCAUCAUUGGCACUACAACUUCAUCCAUGUUUAAUCCAAGUCUGGGAAACCUACCCCAAGUACUUGUGACCGACAGGCUCAUGCUAUAACAGACGCAAUACAUUUAACUUUAAGGCAGUUAUUUUAUAUAUCCAAUCAAAAUUCAUCCUGAAACUCUUCGAUGUUUCUAACCGAAUGGAUUGCUUUGUGCAGUGGGCCUAGCAUAAACAAAAUAAUGUGUAAUGUUUAUUUUUAGGUGGAGUACGAGAUGGUUUGCUUACUGUCCUGAAUUUUAUUAUUUGAAUGUAAUUAGUAGUGUAUAAUAGAGAUGAGCUAUUGUUAUAGGUUUCAAACUGUUUACUUUCCUGGCGAUCACUAUUUGAAUGUAAAAACAAAAUACCAAUGUACAUUAGAGAAAAACAAAGCCAGUGACUAACUUUAUAUACCAUUUUGCAACCUAAUGGGAGAAAUCAUGCCAUUCUGAUUUCUGUUCUCCCCAGUCAUCUCCCUGCAGCAAUAGUAUUACAUUUAUUUUUCAUUAUUUAUCUGCUGCCUUUUUCUCAAAGUUAAGUGCCUGGCUGAAGGUACAGCCACAGUCGUUUGGGAUGAAACCAUGACCUCAGUGUUCAGUCUUCAGCUGUGAAGAACCACAACCUUACAACUCGGGACACUUUCAGUGAAUUUUGGGCCACUGGUAAUCUGUAACCAGGAGCUAUUCUUUCACACAAGGUUAUCUAUGGGAUCUGAAACUAAUCAGUUUCAAAAACAAUGACCUGUCACUGAAUACUUUUCUUUUAAUGUAGCAGUGUAUUAUGAAAAAAUGUAUGGGGUGUCUUCAUUAUCAUAGUUUUUCUGCACAUCUGAGGUGAAAGGUAAAAACUUGUUUGCCCGUCUAUUGUCUACCUGACCAAAAAGCUAAUCUCAAACUAUAUGAAAUUCAAGGUCUUAUUUCAGCCCACAGUGUAGCCUAAACCUUGGGUCAUUAGAGACCAAAAUAUAUUUGUUAUACAUCUUAUACUGACAGCUAAAGCAUCUUAGAAGUGUCAGUUGAAGUUUGUCCCUAGAGGUCUGUCAGUCUGGGUCUGCUUAUUGAUGUAGUCUACCCUAUGUAAAUACAAUGGAACCCAGAAGCACUUGUUCUUUUCUAAAUUAUCAUCUGAAUUUUGAAAGUGGACUGUAGAGGUUUUUACAUCUCACAUGGUUAAGGGAAAGGAAACUAGAGCCUUUCAGUGGUACAGCAGCAUUGAAGACAAAUAUGUUGUAAAUAAAACUUUUGUUAUGAUUGAUGUCCA